AUGAGCGAUCUAGAGGACGUUCCAUCAAGGUGCACCUAUGGUAAGCCUGGUGGUUUCUGCGCUCAUCCUCGGCGAGGGAAGGCGCAUUCUUGGGGGUCCAAUGCAUGGACUUGGGUAAGAUACUACGAAAUCUGCUCGUCGCCAUCUGAGCGCCAAAAGGCAGCUCGCGAUGCAGGCAUAGUGGAGGCCAAUGUCGCCAAGUGCCUGGAGGAUGCUGAGCCAAGCUCAGACUCCAGAGCCAUAGCUUCUCAAAUCAUUGCGAAAGCAGUUGACAGCAGCGCCGCCCUACAAGCCGUCAAGACGAGCCAAGUGGGUAACGAUUCGAAUCCGAAUCUGGCAAUGCAUCUUCCCUCGCCCCAAGAUCUCUCGAUGCGACAGAAAGUCAGCACAUAA
Messenger RNA from Clonostachys byssicola, 393 nucleotides. NCBI's taxonomy places the organism in Eukaryota, Fungi, Ascomycota, Sordariomycetes, Hypocreales, Bionectriaceae. The record is from the annotation of a GenBank genome assembly.